Molecule: messenger RNA, 2207 nt
Organism: Staurois parvus
Lineage: Eukaryota; Metazoa; Chordata; Amphibia; Anura; Ranidae
Source: the annotation of a GenBank genome assembly
UUGCUGUCAUUUCUAACUAACUAUACAGUUAUUACCAAGCAUGAAUAUAAUGUUAACAAUAUGACACCUGUUCAUUUGUAGGCAAAUUUCAUGAAAGAGAGGAGCAUGCUUUGCCUAAUAGAGGAAAUGCCGUAAAGACCCACAUAAAAGAAGAAUCAGCAUCCCUAGAUGACACCCCAAAAGUGGAUGAUGACCCUGACAAUGACUUCCGAGUAGUGACUCUAAAUGACACAGGAGGGGGCAGGAACUGGAGCGAUUAUGAAGUUCAGUCUCUGCUGCACAUCUGGUCCGAUGAGAAGAUAUCCCGUCGGCUGGAUGGUACCUUCAGGAACAAACAAGUCUUUGAGGAGAUCUCACUCAGAUUGAUGGAGUUUGGGAUCAACAGAGACUGGAAGCAGUGCAGAAGAAAGUACAAGAACCUAAAAUACGAAUAUCAUUGCAUUCAAAAAGACGAAAAUAAUGAAAACCAACGUACAAUGAGGCAGACGGUAAAAUUCUUCAAUCAGAUUGAUCACAUAUUGCGACAUCUUCAAAAAGUUCCAGCACAGGCUGUUGAAGAUGAACCAUGUAGUAGUGUCCCAAACCAAGCAAUCUGCCAAGAGGAGUUCAGAACAGUUAGUGGAGCACAGAACCUCUCAGAAGAAGAAAAUUUAGUGAAACUCAGUAAUCAAGCAUUAUCUGCGCAACUAAAGCGAAAAACCUCCCCCAAUGAACUUCAUUGUCCAGAUCAAAAGAAGUAUGCAUGGAUUCACACUCCAACAAAACAGUCAUAUCAGGAUUCUGCUGUUAACACAUGUGAAAUUCCUUCAGUAGUAAAACUGAUCAGUUCUCCUCAGAGUCAUGACAGUCCUUGGAAGCCUCAGCCAACAGACGGAGUAUUAGGACAGCCAAGUGUAAAUGACCAGGGAGAAGUGUGUGCUUGGAUCAAGAUGGAAGCGGGCUCCGAACUGAGACUUGGCAGGAAGAUCAAUGAGGGCAAAACUAAAGAAGUGUACGAGCUGCCUGAUCACCCUGGAUGUGUUCUCAUGCAGUCCAAGGAUCAGAUCACAGCAGGGAAUGCAGCCAGGAAGGAUCACAUGGAGGGAAAAGCCUCCAUCUCUAAUAAGACCACCAGCUGUGUCUUCAAACUGCUUCAAGAAGCGGGUAUCAAGACUGCAUUUGUCAAGAAGUGUAGUGAGACAGGAUUCAUUGCCACCCAUUGUGAGAUGAUUCCUAUCGAGUGGGUAUGCAGGAGAAUAGCCACUGGCUCCUUCCUCAAGAGAAAUCCUGGAGUCAAAGAAGGAUACAAGUUUUAUCCUCCCAAAGUAGAGAUGUUCUUCAAGGAUGAUGCCAAUAAUGACCCUCAGUGGUCUGAAGAGCAGCUAAUUGCUGCAAAGCUUACUUGUGCUGGCCUUGUGACUGGUCAGGCGGAGGUGGACAUCAUGAAGCAUUCUACAGUGGCUAUCUUUGAGAUUCUAGAGAAAGCAUGGUCUAUACAGGACUGUACACUGGUGGAUAUGAAGAUUGAAUUUGGAGUUGAUGUGACCAAAAAGGAGAUUGUUCUUGCUGAUGUGAUUGACAAUGAUUCCUGGCGUCUGUGGCCUUCAGGAGAUAAGAGCCAACAGAAAGAUAAACAGACUUACCGGGAUCUAAAAGAAAUCACCCCAGAAGCGAUGCAGAUGGUGAAACGCAACUUCGAGUGGGUUGCUGAGAGGGUUCAGCUCAUACUGACCAGUGUGAGCCAAGGAAGGGUGGUGGUUCUGAUGGGCUCCAUUUCUGACUUGGUGCAUUGUGAGAAAAUCAAGAAAUCCUGUGCAAACUACGGCAUUCCAUGUGAGCUCAGGGUGACAUCUGCCCACAAGGGUCCUGAUGAGACUUUGAGGAUCAAGUCUGAGUAUGAAGGUGAUGGUAUUCCCACGGUGUUUGUUGCAGUUGCUGGCAGAAGCAACGGUUUGGGUCCUGUUCUUUCUGGAAACACUGCAUAUCCUGUAAUUAACUGCCCCCCUCUUGCGGCAGACUGGGGAGCUCAAGAUAUUUGGUCUUCCCUGAGGAUGCCCAGUGGUCUUGGAUGUUCUACGGUUCUGUCACCUGAGGCAGCAGCUCAGUUUGCCGCUCAGAUAUUUGGUUUGAACAAUCACUUGAUAUGGUCCAAGCUACGUUCCUGCACCUUGAACACCUGGAUUUCUCUCAAACAAGCAGAUGUUAAGUUGAGAGAGUGCAGCAUGUGA